Molecule: messenger RNA, 2330 nt
Organism: Mizuhopecten yessoensis (Yesso scallop)
Lineage: Eukaryota; Metazoa; Mollusca; Bivalvia; Pectinida; Pectinidae
Exons: 13
Coding region: 615-1916 (433 amino acids)
Molecular function (GO): protein binding
Source: RefSeq, a predicted model, not a curated record
CUGCCUGAACAGAUGCCCCUCGGAUCAAUGACCUGAAGGUGACUGACCCGUUCCCCUGGCUGGCCAGAGACACUUAUGUAGGUCGUCUGAGCUGUGACACUACUGCCGGUAACCCGUCUACCACACGGUACACGUGGUACAGGGACGGUACACCGGACAGUUCCCUGACAUCACAGACGCUCUCCUUUGACCCACCUACCAGCAGUGAUAAUGGACGGUUAUACAAAUGUAGGACUGAAAACGACUUCACCGACGCCAGAGGAUCGGCUUCGGAGUUGGACAUAAUAUUAGAUGUACAAUAUGCUCCCAUUAUAACACUCUCGGCCUGUCCAGAAACAGUUAACGAGACAGACAAUUACCGGUGUACCUGUACAGCUGUAGGUAACCCCAACCCUACUGUUAUCUGGUAUCCUCGGGAUUCGUCGACCAACAACAUUCUGGACUUACCAUCUAUAAACAGGAACAAGGCCGGGCGGUACACAUGUAAUGCCACGUCAUCAUCUCAGAAGUUUGGGUCGCUAUAUACCCAGUCCGAACUCAACCUUGUGGUACAGUAUGCCCCGGAUGUAGAGUUGUUAGUGCAGAACGCCACGGAACACGAUACACAUUUAGUGAUGACAUGUAAUGCGGCAGGUGUUCCAAACGUUUACACUUACGGUGCUUGGACGCAUAUGUACGGCACAACUCUCGUCAGGACCCUCACUGGUGACGUCACGACUGACGGCAGGCCCCUCACACUGGCCAGCGUUUCAUAUCAGGACAGUGGAACUUACGCCUGUCAAGUACAGAACUCUAUCAGGGGGAGGGACGGCCAGCUGAUACAGACAGAAACGGCUGUCUUUGAUGUCAAAGGAAGCCCAAAACUACUUGAGGGUGGAUCGAUUGAUAUUGCGAACAAGGGCCAACCUUUUCGUAAGUCACUGGUAUUCAUCAGCAACCCUCCUCCAACAGACAUGUACAUCAGUAGGGAAGAGCGUCUCUCAUCCACACAGAAUCUUAUGAUCACAUUUACAACAGAGAGCGUCUCCGACAUUUUCUACGGCAAGAUUCUAACACGUCCCGGAUACAAAGUAAAUUUGUAUUUCCCGACAUUCCAAAUCCAUCAGAUGGGAAACUAUAGUCUAACUGUCAUCAACCCGAUAUACCCACAUUUUGUAUUUCACUUUACUAUCUUAAUUAUAGAUGUCCCAGACACACCGACUGCCCUGGUCGUUGACCAGAUAACAGCGAGUUCUGCCGUAGUGUCAUGGAGACCGGGUAAUAAUCGAGGCCGAGAGGACCAGCAGAUCCAUGUUUGGUUACUACAGCAGUCGUCAACCACGUGGGACAUUAUAGAUGUCACUGAAGAAACUCCAAGCGUACAACUCACAAACUUGGUUCCUGCUACGACUUACACAGUUCUACUAUUCGCAACAAAUGAAAAGGGCAGUAGUGAAAAUUCAACAAUGCGAUUCACCACUUAUCAACGAGUUUGUGAUGACACCUGUCCAUUGUACGUUACCUCCAUUGUUCUUACCUGUGUCUCCGUUAUCAUACUGCUCAUCAACCUAGGGAUUGGUGGGUUUAUGACAAGAUUUGGACAUCUUCCAUUUAUGAAACGACGGAUGAACAGCACCAAUACGUCCCCCAAACCGUUCGCCAGCAUCGAGGAUUCCGAACACGCAACGGCAGGAAUAACAUCUGAUCAGGAACGAAGUCUGUAUACUGAAUUGAAUGCAACAGACUUUGCAGCACAAAACGUGUACGACCCAGCGAGACCUGCACACGAUAUUGUCUUGGAUGAAAGAGCAGAAAGAAGCAAUUAUGAAACACUUGGAGGAGUAUCGGGCCCAAAUGUAUACGAGGAACUCAAAGAAAGGAGAGGUUCAAGCUCAAAGCAAAUCUAUACCAACACGUCACUCAUUAAGGACGGAUAGACAGCGACUUAACUACGGAAAUUUGAUGUUUGGGAACCCAUCAUUGGUCAACUGAUUUAGCUAAGAUGGCAGAAGUGUAUUUAGUUUCAUCUAAAAUGUGUCAUUCGUGACUCUAAGAUGUCAAAUAGGUACUGGUUAAAUUACGUGCAAUGUUUUAAACGGAUGGAAUAGUGCUUGUUUGUUUUUUUGUGUCAAAUAUACUUAUGUAACAAAUACCUAAUUAUUCGCUGUUCAUGACAAUGUAUUAACAAAUAUGCAUUUAUAACAUGUACUGUAUAUAAACAUUAAUACAACUUAACAUUUCAAAUAAAAAAGUGAAGUGGUUCAAUGUCCAAAUUGUGAUCUACAUACCACGUCUUAAGGAUGUACUCUUCUGAGGUUUCAAUCACGUUCAAGUCUCGUUUUGAUCUGGUG